UUGAUUCUGCACAAAAUGAUACAUCGCUUUGUCAAUUGGAUGCUGUGGGGAACAGAUGACUGGAAAGCAGAGUACUAUAACAGAAUGGGGGAUUGAUUCUACUUCAACUUCCGUACAUUCCAGAUAAUACGCACGGUCUAUUUGCUAGUCUUCUUAUUCUUGACAUUCUUCAUGCUGUAUUACGAUCUUAGGCUGUUUAUUUUCUUCAUCCAGGAUUGGAAGAUGGUAUUGAAUUGAUUAGCAAUCUUCUUUAUCUUUGCAUUCUCUGGAAAGCAAAAGACUGAAAUUCUAUUCAGGACAAAAGUAAAGACUAUUUUACUUACUAAUAAGAUGAGUGAUGAAGGAGACGAGGAAGAAGAAGUCGAAAGAGUCAGAGCAUAUAAAAGUUGGAAAUCUGUAAUCCUACUCUAUGAAUUUGCACAAGCACUCAGUAUUUUCCAUACUAUCAUGUUCUUUGGAUUCUGGAGAGAGAAUGUGCUAAAUUAUUACGACUCUAAUGAAUACAGUCCUUCAACAAGGACUCUUAGAGUGAUUCUUCUGUAUGUCAUUAACACUUUUCCUCCUGCUUGCAUGCUCUUUGAUAUGGCCUUCAGCAAAAUCUUAUUUAGACUUAGACAUUUUUGGGUUGGACUACUCUGCUCAGCUAUCUUCCUUGGGAUUCAAUAUCUUGGAAAGACUUCAGUGAUCAGCGAUGAGUUCCCAAAAGGAGUUGAGGAUUUGUCUGGGAUUUGGCAAAGAGCUGCUGCUCUUGGUGGCUACAUUGUGAUUCAUGGAGUUUUAUGGUUAUUUUCCUUGAUCAAAAUUAGAAUUACCAAUAGCCCUACCUACUUAGCUUCAAGAAGAAAGACUCAUUUUGAUAAGGACGUCAGACUUGAGUAUGUUAUUAAAAAGUAUGACAAGCUUCUUAAAUCUCAAGAAAAACAUAGAAGAGAAUAUUUAAGACUUGAAACUGGUGAAGAGAGCUCUUGUGAUAUCUAUAACGAAGACAACCCUCAGUUAAACUUCAUGAGAGAGGUACUGUAUAACUACUUGGAUAAAGAAAUCAAACUUGAGAGGGUCUAUGAACUCAGAAGUAAUUAGUAUUAUAUUCAACCACUUCA
Moneuplotes crassus is the source of this 1100-nucleotide messenger RNA. The record is from the annotation of a GenBank genome assembly. Lineage: Eukaryota; Ciliophora; Spirotrichea; Euplotida; Euplotidae.